GGGGGCCGGGAGGCGGGCUCGGCACAGGACGGCUGGACGCGGGAGCGGCCCAGGGUCAGGCCGGGACGGGGAGGUGCCCCCGGGCCGCAGCCGGCUCCCACCGCGGAGGCGAGAUGGAGGGCACCAGAAUAAAAUAGGCAUGGCAGUGUGAUGGUUUGCUUUGGAGAAAAAGGUCUGAGGAAGGGAGAAGUUAAUCCUGUUUUUUGGAAAUAGCAAACAGGAGAUGCUCCAGAAGAAGAAGAAUGCUGUUUUGGUGGAUGGCGUCAUCCUAAAUGGUCCGAUAAUGGACUCAAAGGCAGGAGAGAAGUUUGUGGAAGAGGCCUGUAAGAUUAUAAUGGAAGAAGUCAUCCAGAAAGCUGAUGAUGUAACAGAAAAGGUUUGUGAAUGGCGAGCCCCUGAAACACUGAAGCAGAUUCUUGACCUGGAAAUGAGGGACACCGGAGAAUCUCAUCAGAAACUCUUGCAACUCUGCCGGGAUGUUAUACAAUACAGCGUCAAAACCAGUCAUCCAAGAUUUUUCAAUCAACUGUAUGCUGGAAUAGAUUAUUACUCGUUAGCGGCUCGUUUCAUUACAGAAGCACUGAAUCCAAGUGUAUAUACAUAUGAAGUAUCCCCCGUGUUUCUGUUGGUGGAAGAAGCAGUCAUCAAGAAAAUGAUUGAGUUCAUAGGCUGGGAAGAGGGUGAUGGCAUAUUUAAUCCAGGUGGCUCUGUUUCUAAUAUGUACGCUAUGAACUUAGCAAGAUACAGAUUUUGUCCUGAGAUAAAGGAAAAAGGGCUUUCGGGUUUGCCAAGGCUAGUCCUGUUCACUUCAGAAGAGUGUCAUUACUCCAUGAAGAAGGCAGCCUCCUUCCUGGGUAUCGGUACAGAGAAUGUAUACUUCAUCAAAACAGAUGAAAGAGGUAAGAUGAUACCUGAGGAACUGGAGAAACAAGUCCAACGGGCCAGGAAAGAGGGGUCAGCACCAUUUCUUGUCUGUGCUACAGCAGGCACAACAGUGCUGGGAGCAUUUGAUCCUCUGGAUAAAAUUGCCGAUAUCUGUGAAAAGCAUGGCCUCUGGCUUCAUGUUGAUGCUUCUUGGGGUGGCUCAGCUUUGAUAUCAAGGAAGCAUUGCAGACUUCUUCAUGGCAUCCAUAGGGCUGAUUCUGUCGCCUGGAAUCCCCAUAAAAUGCUGUUGGCAGGAAUCCAGUGCUGUGCUCUUCUGGUGAAAGACAACUCUGGCCUCCUGAAGAACUGUUACUCUGCCAAGGCUGCGUACCUGUUCCAGCAGGACAAGUUCUACGAUGUCAGCUAUGACACUGGUGACAAGUCCAUUCAGUGCAGCAGGCGUCCGGAUGCAUUCAAGUUCUGGCUGAUGUGGAAAGCAUUGGGCACCACAGGCCUGGAGGAGAGAGUAGACAGGGCGCUGGCUUUGGCUAGAUAUCUAGUGGAGGAAAUCAAGAAAAGAGAGGGAUUCCAGCUUCUUUUGGAGCCGGAGUAUGCAAACGUUUGCUUUUGGUACAUUCCACCAAGCUUAAGAAAAAUGGAGGAUGGACCUGAAUUUUGGCAGAAGCUACAUCAGGUUGCUCCUAUAAUUAAAGAAAGGAUGAUGAAGAAGGGCAGCAUGAUGCUUGGGUACCAGCCGCACCGGGGCAAAGUCAACUUCUUCCGUCAGGUGGUGAUCAGCCCGCAAGUUAGUCGAGAGGACAUGGACUUCUUGCUGGAUGAAAUUGAACUGCUUGCGAAGGACUUGUAGCUGUAGCUCCAUAGCACCAAGCGCUGCUCAUGUGUGAUACUUAUGAAGGGAGAAUGGCAGCAGCAUUCUGGUGCUAUUUUGUGAAAGAUAGUAAAAAGCUUGACAUAUACUUUGGAAACUGUCAUUUAGCAGAGUGAUGUUGAGAGCUUUGCAGGUAGAACACCCCUUCACGGAAAGUAUUUGCUGAUGGGGGCUGAGAGCGGCCGGGGGCAGGCCAGUGCUUGCAGCACCGCUGCUGCCAUUCCGGGAAGGGUUUCCUCGAGAAGGGAGCACUUCUGAAAAUGGUGUCUACGUCCCAGGGAGGGCAGCUAUUUAUGGGGUGCCUGCGCAUAGCGUAGCUCAAACUGGUCACUCACAUAUGCAGGCAAUACUCCUCUGAAGUUACUGUUAGGAGUAGAUUUAGCUCGGCGAGCUUUAAAAUGCUAGUUAAUACUCUGUCUACUGUCAAUAUUUUAGUUUGAUAUGUGUUUAAGGGUAGAGGCCUGCUUGGUAAUUACACUGAUAAGACUGGAAAUCGUGGAUUUACAUGAACAGUUCCUCAAGGCCCCUAAGUCGGUGGAUUGCCCAGGUUCUCUGCCGUGAGCACAGGCAGACAGUAGGACAGGGGUCCUACAGGUGGGCUUGUGCAGUCGCCAUCCUUUUUGCAGGGAGGUUUGCAGGACCCACCCGCACAAAGCCCUCAGCAACCAAUAUUGACCAUGCCUGGAGCAGGCUGAACUAGAUGACCUACUAAGGUCCCCUCCAACCUAA
Messenger RNA from Chroicocephalus ridibundus (black-headed gull), 2482 nucleotides. RefSeq names its product glutamate decarboxylase like 1 (gene GADL1). The coding region runs from base 224 to 1732 and encodes 502 amino acids. The record is from RefSeq and is a predicted model, not a curated record. Gene Ontology annotation, cellular component: cytoplasm. Gene Ontology annotation, biological process: carboxylic acid metabolic process. Gene Ontology annotation, molecular function: pyridoxal phosphate binding; carboxy-lyase activity. Lineage: Eukaryota; Metazoa; Chordata; Aves; Charadriiformes; Laridae. The transcript is spliced from 16 exons.